UUUGGUCACAAUCUUCACUCCACCCUCUAUAACAAUCUUUUUUUGUGUCAAAUCUGAUAUUUUGGAGAGCUUUGAACUUCACUUUCUUAGUACACACACACACACACACACUUUCCAUGGCAUUGGGUCUUGUUUUCCCAAGUUUUAUGCAAAUUCACCAACCUCUUUCACUCUGCAGUUUCAACUCCUCAACGGUCAGAAAAACUGUUUUGGCGCGAAACUCCAACGGUCAAGAGCCAUCUUCCACUGGUUCUAUUGCUGUCAAAGAAAAGAAAGCUUUCCCAGGGAAGCCGGAGGCCGAUGUUGUUGUAAUUGGGAGUGGUAUUGCUGGACUGUGCUGUGCCGGGCUUUUGGCUAGGUAUGGACAAGAUGUUCUUGUAUUAGAAAGUCAUGAUCUACCUGGAGGCGCAGCUCACUCGUUUGAGAUCAAAGGCUACAAAUUUGACUCUGGCCCAUCUUUGUUCUCUGGUUUUCAAUCAAGAGGUCCUCAGGCCAAUCCUCUUGCACAAGUUUUGGAUGCAUUGGGUGUGUCUCUGCCAUGUGUCAAAUAUGAUUCAUGGAUGGUCUACAUACCUGAAGGUGAAUUCUUGUCACGCAUUGGUCCCACAGAAUUUUUCAAGGACCUUGAGAAGUAUGGAACUCCCAAUGCUGCUCAAGAGUGGCAAAAACUUCUUGAUGCAAUUCUUCCAAUGUCUGCUGCUGCAAUGGCUCUGCCUCCUCUAUCUAUCAGAGGUGAUUUUGGAGUUCUUUCCACUGCUGCUGCAAGAUAUGCCCCAUCUCUCUUGAAAUCUUUUGUCCAAAUGGGACCACAGGGAGCUCUUGGUGCUACAAAGCUUCUUAGACCAUUUUCAGAGGUCAUUGACUCAUUGGAGCUAAAAGACCCUUUUAUACGGAAUUGGGUGGACCUACUGUCUUUCUUGCUGGCUGGGGUGAAAACAAAUGGUAUACUUUCAGCAGAGAUGGUUUACAUGUUUUCUGAAUGGUACAAGCCUGGUAGCUGUCUUGAAUACCCUCUUCAUGGAACUGGGGCUGUUGUUGAUGCCCUUGUCCAAGGAAUGAAGAAGUUUGGUGGACGGCUCUCUCUAGGAAGUCAUGUGGAAAAGAUUGUUAUUGAAAAUGACCGAGCUAGUGGAGUCAAGCUAAGAAGUGGUCAAUUCGUGCGAGCUAAAAAGGCUGUCAUAAGCAAUGCAAGUAUGUGGGACACUUUGAAGCUGUUACCUAAGGAAGUUGUUCCAAAGUCAUACCUGGACAGGGUUAACACAACCCCACAAUGUGAAUCAUUCAUGCAUCUUCAUUUGGGAUUUGAUGCAGAGGGUAUACGCGAGGACUUGGGAAUUCAUCAUAUAGUUGUAAAUGAUUGGGAGAGAGGAGUUGAUGCUGAUCAGAAUGUUGUUUUGAUAUCUAUACCAAGUGUACUUAGUCCAGAUCUAGCACCCCCUGGGAAGCAUGUGUUACAUGCUUACUUGCCGGGAACUGAACCCUUUGGACUGUGGGAAGGACUUGAUCGUAGAAGCACUGAAUACAAAAAUCUAAAAGCAGAAAGAUCAGAGGUCAUGUGGAGAGCUGUGGAGCGUGCAAUUGGUGCUGAUUUCAGCCGUGAUAAGUGUGAGGUGAAGUUAGUUGGAACUCCAUUGACACAUCAAAGGUUUCUUCGAAGGAAUAGAGGAACAUAUGGCCCAGCUAUAGAAGCUGGCAAAAACUCCUUCCCGGGGCAUUCAACUCCCAUCCCUCAGCUUUACUGUUGUGGAGAUUCUACUUUUCCCGGAAUUGGUGUCCCUGCAGUUGCUGCUAGUGGUGCAAUUGUGGCCAAUUCACUAGUUUCUGUGUCUCAACACUCCCAACUUCUUGAUGCGAUUGGUAUUUGAAUGUAUUGUUCUUUCUUUUCUUACUUCACGUCAAAUUUUGCCAUUAUUUGGGUGUAUCUUCUUUGAUGUUAUUCCCUCAGCAUUAACUGUUCUUUUUUCCCCCAGAGCAUUUUGAUAAAUAUUGUAAUGUACUAUCACACAUACUGAGUGGUUGAGUUUGGAUUUGUCACAUAUAAAAAGGAAAUAUCAAAAAGAAGUUAUAUUUACAAGAAA
Molecule: messenger RNA, 2078 nt
Organism: Quercus lobata
Lineage: Eukaryota; Viridiplantae; Streptophyta; Magnoliopsida; Fagales; Fagaceae
Product: FAD/NAD(P)-binding oxidoreductase family protein
Exons: 9
Coding region: 117-1865 (582 amino acids)
Biological process (GO): carotenoid metabolic process
Molecular function (GO): oxidoreductase activity
Source: RefSeq, a predicted model, not a curated record